AUGAGCAGCAAUUCAUAUUUGGUGGUCGGAUUGCUAGAGAAGAUGGACUCUAGCGAUACCGAUUUUCGGUACAUGGCCACCAAUGAUUUAAUGAAUGAGCUUCAGAAGGAUGGGUUUACUUUGGAGGAAUCUACUGAAAAAAGAGUGGUUCAAAAAGUAAUAAAAUUAAUGGAUGAUGCUAAUGGAGAAGUGCAGAAUUUGGCAGUUAAAUGCCUCGCUCCACUUGUCAAAAAAGUUCGUGAGCCACAGCUGCAAGAAAUCGUUGAUCAACUUUGCAGCUACACAACACAACCAGGAAAAGAAGAAUUACGGGAUAUUGCUGGCAUUGGCUUGAAAACCGUCAUUGUUGAAAUACCAAGUAAUCCUAGUGCUAGUAAUGUGAUGCUACGAUUAAUUCCAAGACUUCUUGCACAGCUUGAAGAUACAAAUGCUACAUACGAAGUAAAAAUGGAUACCCUUGAUAUUUUAAGCGAACUCCUCGCCCGUUUUGGACAUUCCGUAGCUAAUAACCCACAAGUUCAAAAGAGAAUCCAAAAUGUUUUAGUACCACUUUUGGGUCAUUCGAGACCGGCCUUUAGAAAGAGAACUACUGUUGCUCUUGGUAAUCUCGUGACACAUACUCCUGACGACUUAUUUAAUGAAUUAGUACAACAAUUACUGGUGGAAUUCGGCAGAGCUGGCGAACAAAAUGAUAAAUUGAAAACAUUAGUUCAAUGCACAAAAUCCUUUUUUGUUAGUCGAUCAAGUGCACCAAGAUUAGGAAAACACCUACCUCAAUUCUUACCAUUAGUAAUUAAAAAUGUCGAUGCUUGCGAUGAUGAUGAAUUACGUGAAAAUUGCCUGCAAGUUAGUUGUAAUACAUUUCAUUUUAUGGAUUAUUCUGAUGACGAUGAUAUCUCAUGGAAAGUGCGUCGUUCCUCUUCAAAAGUACUUGCAGCCAUUGUUGGCACACGACACGAACUUCUUUCUCAAUUAUAUCAAAGCGUUGCCCCAGCUUUGGUAAAUCGAUUUAAAGAAAGGGAAGAAUCUGUACGCGUUGAUGUUCUCCAAACGUUCAUUGUGUUGCUUAGACAAACGUUGGUGUAUGGUGGUGAAAGUUACGUAACAAGAGAAAAUGAUCAUGAGCCUAAACGCAGAAGAGCAAUUGGUCCUAGUGAGUCUCAAGAAAGCCCCAAACAAAUGCUUCGAAAUUUAGUAGCUAAACUUAGCCGAAACCUUUCAAAGCAGUUGUUAUCAAAAUCCAUUGUCACAAAACAAACUGGAUUUGUUCUUCUAAGAGAAUUGGUUACAGUAUUAAAUGGAGGUCUUGAUAAUCAUCUCAAUACCUUCAUUCCAGCCAUCGAAAAUUCUUUAUCCACCUCAUCAGAUGUUUCGCAUCAUCAUUCUAGCACAAAUUCUAAUCUAAAGAUUGAAACUUUGAGUUUUCUCCGACAAUUAUUUAAAGUUCAUCCCCCACAAGUCUUCCAUAAUUAUCUUGAUAGAUUAUGUCGACCUAUAAUUUCCUCUGUCGAGGAUAAAUUUUAUAAGAUUACAUCUGAAGCUUUCUUAGUCUGCAUCGAAUUAGUUAAAGUUAUUCGCCCUAUCGAGUAUAAUGUACAAACUAAGACAUAUAACGUUCAGACAUUGAAUCCUUCUUUCAGAUCAUAUAUUUUGGACAUUUAUAACGUCACCAUUGCACGUCUCUCAACAACCGAUGCUGACCAAGAAGUUAAGGAACGUUCUAUUAUGUGUUUGGGUGUACUUAUAUCUCAAUGUGGUGAUAAUUUAAAAGAAGAACUCAAAGUUUGCAUGCCAAUGCUCUUGGAUCGCCUGAGAAAUGAAGUUACGCGUUUAACGACUGUAAAAACCUUUACAAGUAUUGCUGAUAGUACAGUUUGUGCCAGUGAAGAAGUAAAACAAGCCGUAAUUGGAGCUAUCAAUGAAGUUGCAGUUUUACUUAGGAAGAGUCAUCGUCAAUUAAAGGUUGCUAGUUUAGUAUGUUUGGAGGUUUUCGUUCGAAGAUAUGGUAAUUUCUUGGGUCCUGCAAGUUAUUCUCGCGUACUUGAAGAAUUGACACCUCAUAUUUCAGACCAAGAUCUUCAUCUAUUACCAUUAGCUCUAAAUACCGUAGUAUCUGUCUUGCGUACUAACCCGCAAUCACUUGGAGCUGUAUACAAAGAUAUAUUACCUUCCAUUUUCCAACUUGUACAAUCGACUCUUGUGCAAGGAGCCGCAUUAGACAGUUUAUUGGUUCUAUUCGAAACUUUAAUAGCAACUAAUGAAGCCGACUUUAACAAAUUACUAAACGGAUUGAUUCAACCCGCUUUGGUUGCGGAACCAGGUCAAUUAACACUUUCAAAACAGGCAUAUUCAACAAUUGCACAAUGUAUUGCCGUACUCUGUGUAAUAUCCCAAAGAAAUUGUUCAUCAACUGUUAAUGAUUUUUCAAAGAAAAUAUCGGAUCAAAAACAAUCCGAUUCAGUGAAAUAUUUAUCUUUGUUAGCUUUAGGCGAAAUCGGACGUAAAGUUGAUUUAAGUAAGCACGCCAAUCUACAUGUUAUUAUACUAUCUUUGUUUUCGGUACCUUCCGAGGACAUAAAAUCAGCAGCUGCGUUCGCGCUCGGCAAUGUAAGCGCUGGUAAUGUUGGUAAAUACUUGCCAAUCGUUAUCAGGGAGAUCAAAGAGGAUCCAAAGAAGCGGUACCUAUUAUUACAUGGGCUUAAAGAAAUUAUUUCUCGUUAUUCAAAUGAAGAAGGUGUCAAAGCUCUUGGUCCAUUUGCUGAUGACAUUUGGAACAUUUUGUUUGAUAGUGGUGAAAAUAUAGAGGAAGGAACUCGUAGCGUUGUUGCCGAGUGUCUCGGUAAACUAACGUUAGCAAAUCCCAAUAAAUUUUUACCAGAACUUCAGAAACGUUUACGUUCUAUAUCGGCUCAAACUCGUGGUACAGUUGUCACGGCUAUAAAAUUUACAUUUAUAAAUCAAGGACAAGGAUAUGAUGAAUUAUUACGACCUUUAAUUGUGGAUUUUUUGUCAUUAAUACAAGACAAUGAUUUGAAUGUACGUAGACUUUCGUUGUCAACCUUGAACUCAGCGGCUCACAACAAACCAUAUUUGAUCCGUGAUGUUUUGAAUCAACUAUUACCUUUGUUAUAUGAAGAAACCCUUAUAAAGGAGCAUCUCAUCCAUAUGGUUGAAAUGGGACCAUUCAAACAUAAAGUAGAUGAUGGUCUUGAUAUUAGAAAGUCUGCUUAUGAAUGCAUGUAUACUUUACUCGAAACAUGCCUCGACAAGCUUGAAAUAUAUAACUUUCUCACGCGCGUUGUUGAAGGAUUAUCGGACCAACAUGAUAUUGCUAUACUUUCACAUACAAUGUUGAUUCGAUUGGCGCGCGUUGCACCAACGGCAGUUACGCAAAGACUUGAUGAGGCUGUGGAGCCACUCAAAGGAACGCUUACAUACAGAAUGAAGGAUAACGCUGUUAAAUCAGAGAUCGAUAAAAACAAUGAAUUAUGUCGAUCAGCCGUGAGAGUUGUAGUAACCUUGGCUAAACUGGCUGAGCAUGGCGGAAGCACACCCAAAUUCGAUGCUUUUGUUAGAGAUACUAAAGUUGGGCAGUGGGGUGAACAGUAUAAUGCUUAUCAUAUUGAACUAGAAAGUAAAGAAUUUGGUAUAGGACACGGUGGGGAUACCAUGGAUCUUUCAUAA
This is a messenger RNA of Funneliformis mosseae, 3684 nucleotides long. Lineage: Eukaryota; Fungi; Glomeromycota; Glomeromycetes; Glomerales; Glomeraceae. The record is from the annotation of a GenBank genome assembly.